Molecule: messenger RNA, 1271 nt
Organism: Dryobates pubescens (Downy woodpecker)
Lineage: Eukaryota; Metazoa; Chordata; Aves; Piciformes; Picidae
Product: interferon regulatory factor 3-like
Exons: 7
Coding region: 48-1271 (407 amino acids)
Biological process (GO): immune system process; regulation of transcription by RNA polymerase II
Cellular component (GO): nucleus
Molecular function (GO): protein binding; RNA polymerase II cis-regulatory region sequence-specific DNA binding; DNA-binding transcription factor activity, RNA polymerase II-specific
Source: RefSeq, a predicted model, not a curated record
AUAAAGGUGCUGGGAACGGAGGGUGCCAGCGGCAGCACCACCGCACCAUGGCCGCGCCGUCGAGCGAGGGGGAAGCCCAGAAGCUGCGCUUCGGGCCCUGGCUGUUGGCUGCCGUCGAGAGUGGGAAAUACCCAGGGCUGUGCUGGACGGACCGCAGCCGCUGCUGCUUCCGUGUGCCCUGGAAGCACAACGCCAGGAAGGAUGUCACCAGCAGCGACGUGGAGGUCUUCAAGGCCUGGGCAGUGGUGAGUGGGCAUUAUGAGGGGUGCUCUGAGGACCCUGCCAAGUGGAAGACCAACUUCCGCUGCGCCCUGCGGAGCACCCGCCUCUUCCAGCUGCUGGAGGACCGCUCCAAGUGCGGGGACGACCCACACAAGGUCUUCACCAUCUCCUCAGGGGACAUCUCCCACCAGGACAUCCUGCUCCAGCCUCACCCAGACCCCAGCCAAAACAACCACCUGCCCCAGUGGGUGCCCCUGCUGGAUCAGCCCCUCCUGGGUACCUACCAGCCCCAGGACCCCCUCCUGCUGUCUCUGCCAGCCCGGUCGGUUCUGUUGCUGCGGCAGCAGAGGGUGCUCGGCUUGGGGAGGGGGCGGGAACCCCUCUGCCCACCGCCGCUCGCCGCAGGUCCCCUCUUGAUCCUGGACAUCACCAUCCUGUACCGGGGGAGGCAGGUGCUGCAGGAGGAGGUGCUGGGCCGCCAGUGCCUGCUGGCCUCGCAGCUGCUGGACCCGGCGCUGGCGCUGCUGCCGGGCCAGGCGGUGCUGUUCCCCAGCCCCGCCGAGCUGCCCGACCCCAAGCAGCGGCGCUACACCGAGCAGCUGCUGCGGGACGCGGGGCUGCGGCUGGAGCAGAGGGCGCAGCGCAUCCUCGCCACCCGCCUCAAGCGCUGCCAGGUCUUCUGGGCGCUGGGCCGGCAGCUGGAGGGGCCGCAGGAGCCUCCCAACAACCUGCUGCAGCGCCACCAGGAGACGCCCAUCUUCGACUUCAGCCGCUUCUGCGCAGAGCUGAGUGCGUUCCGCAGCAGCCAGCUCCGGCGCUCCCCGGACUUCACCAUCUACUUCUGCUUCGGGCAGCAGUUCUCCCAGGCCAGGAGCAAGGAGUCCAAGCUCAUCCUGGUCAAGCUGGUGCCCAGGCUCUGCCAGUACUUGUAUGAGAAGGUGCAGCAGGAGGGAGCCUCCUCCCUGGACAGCGACACCAUCAGCCUGAAGCUCUCUGACUCCUUCAGCCUCUAUGAGCUCAUCGAGCACUGGCCCAUGCAGGUGGACUGA